Myotis lucifugus (little brown bat) is the source of this 591-nucleotide messenger RNA. Its product is annotated as 40S ribosomal protein S20-like. Gene Ontology annotation, biological process: translation. Bases 1 to 591 code for a protein of 196 amino acids. Gene Ontology annotation, cellular component: ribosome; cytosolic small ribosomal subunit. Gene Ontology annotation, molecular function: RNA binding; structural constituent of ribosome. NCBI's taxonomy places the organism in Eukaryota, Metazoa, Chordata, Mammalia, Chiroptera, Vespertilionidae. The record is from RefSeq and is a predicted model, not a curated record. The transcript is spliced from 4 exons.
AUGGGGGGGCGGGGAGUGGAGGGGAGACAAGCGAAGGAUUUUUUUCUCACUUCAAUUAUAAAAUCAACAAAUUUAUUCCAAAAAACAUGCAAAAUCCUCUUUGAGGAAGACGUGGUUGCUGCAGUGCAGCUCUGUCCGCUGGCUCCUGACUCACCGGUGUUCGUUCUCCGGGAGAACAAGUGGGUCAGGAAGCCGCGCCGCAUACCGCAUACCGGGAAGACAGCCCUGGAACCAGAGGUGGUGAUUCACCGAAUUAGAAUCACGCUAACCAGCCGCCACGCCAAGUCCCUGGGGAAGGUGUGUGCUGACUUGAUCAGAGGCGCAAAGGAAAAGAAUCUCAAAGUGAAAGGGCCAGUCCAGAUGCCCACCAAGACUCUGGGAAUCACUACAAGGACGACCCCCUGUGGGGAGGGGUCUAAGACUUGGGAUUGGUUUCAGGUGAGGACCCACAAGCGGCUCACCGACUUGCACAGCCCUUCUGAGAUUGUCAAGCAGAUGACUUCCAUCAGCAGUGAGCCGGGAGUGGAGGUUGAAAUAACAUUGGUCAAUGCUGGCUUCAAAGAAAGAGGUUGGAAGUGUGCUUCCUCUUGA